GAUUGGUUCGUGAGCUCCGAGAAAAACAGGUUACGCCAUAUUGUCAAUUUACCAAAAGAGCGCCGCGUUUGUGCAAAAAUGACAGAUUAGUAAGUGUCAUCCAAUUUCAGAGUAAUUGCAUGUUUAUGUUAAUGUUGCGAUUACUUUUAAGUCAACAUAUAACGCUGUAUCUGGCGUCCAGAGGCGUGUUCAACCGUUGUCGCUAACUGUUAGCCUAAAGUUAGCACAGGUCUUUAGCCAAUGUUGUGAGUUGAGGUCUGCGCUGUGCUGAGGUUCUCAUCAAGCUGUUUACCUGCAAGUUUUUAAUCUUACAGACUUUUUCCCUGACUGAAAUUUGACGCUAAAAUGGUGCACACCGGGGCAAAAGAAGAAGGCACAUCCACGGAGCAGGGCUGUUCGGUACCGCACGGAUCAUCCCUUGUGUGCCUGCGGAGCCGACCCUGCUCCAACGACAGGGACUCUCAGGUGCGGGCUGUCACAGCGGCUCUCCAGUCCAGGUUAGGGCCCUACGAGCGGCUCCUCACCUACCUACAGGCCGUGCUAGUGUGGGAAAAACCCGUGCAAUGUGUGCUUCUUUACGCCCUGGUCAACCUGGUGUUCUGGUUUUUCGCCCUGACCUCACUACGUCUGCUGUUCCUCGUUGCUUCUGGUCUGGCUGUGGCUGUUUUCGUCGACACCUGGAGGACUAAGAUUUGGCCAGAGAUUAGAGUGAAAAAGAUGGAGGAAUCAGAAAGCUGGGGUCUGAUGCAGCCUGGGAUCUUGAGCGUCCCGGAGCUGUGUCACCACAUCGCAGAGGCCUGGGUCAGUGGAGCAGUUGUCACAUCCAGCAUGCUCCAAUACAAACGACACAACCCUGGAAAAUUCUGCCUCCUCACCUGCAGUAUCUUCACCUGCCUGGCUUUGAUUGGACGCUGCAUCCCAGGAGUGGUGUUGUCCUAUUCUGCCGUGUGGGCGACUCUCCUGGCCCCUUUAGCGGCCUAUCACCGGCUGUUUCAGCAUGUGUGCGUGAAGCUGGAGCCAGUCCUGCAGCGUCUGGACUUCAGUGUGAAGGGAUACAUGAUGUCAAAGCCCAUCGACAAUCAGUUUUUACGGAGGCCCAUUCGAGGAGUAGCCUCAGGAGAAGGCAGUGACAGUGAGGAGGAGUUGGCCGCGUUUUGUCCAACUUUUGAUGAAGCGGUUGUUGCAAAGGAACUUGCCCUGACAGACUCUGAGCACUCGGAUGCUGAGGUGUCAUACACAGAGAACGGGACGUUUAACCUCUCUCGUGGGCAGACCCCGCUCACAGAGGGCUCUGAAGACCUUGACCGACACAGUGAUGCAGAGGAGUCCUUUGCACAGGACCUUCCAGACUUCCCAUCCAUAAACCCUGAUGCCACCCUCAUGGAUGAUGAUGACGACACGAGUAUCGGGCUGCCCAGCCUGGGCCCCUCCGGGCUGGGUGCUCACCGCACCUCAGUGCUGGAUGUGGAAGAACAGCUGGACUCUGAGGAGGAGCUGGACUCUCUGCCCAUGACCUCUGACCUCACCAGUGAGCUGGCCGGAGUCAUUGCCAGUAACAUGAUCCAAGCGGCUCUGGCUGGAGCCAUGCAGCCACGGGCCCCCGCGCACCGCAGAGAGGGCCCUCCUAAAGCAGGGGCUCAUCGGAGCUACCGCAAGCAAUCCAGCUCUGAGCUGGACACAGACUGGGACCCCGAGGACUUUGAGAUGCUGGAUCAGUCUGAACUGAACCAGAUGGAUCCUCUGGGGGGAGGGGGCAGUAAAAGGGGAGAGGGUCAGGGCUCUACCUUCUUGUCCAGUCUGCUUGGCAAACCUCAGUAGUGUGUGUAGUGAGAGAGUAUGUGAAGAAUGAGUUACGAAUGUGAUUUUAUGAUCCCUGCGUCUGAUCAGUUAUCACUGUGAAAUAUGUUUUAGUUCUGGUUUUGCUAAAGAAGGUCUUUCUCCAGAUCAUUUCCUUUGUAGGCUGAGCAAUAGGACAAUGGCAGACCAGCAUCUCUGAGCCUUGGAGGAGUCACAUGAUUCUUGGCUCCCCUCAAAUCCACCUUUUACUCUGCCGUCGAGACAGGGCUUCACAGGGACCAAAUGUGACAUUCCUUUGGCUGAGCUCAACCCAGCGCUGUUACAUGUGUCGUGGUCAUAUCAAAGCUGGACUUGAUAACAGUGAAAGAGGCGUUUGGAUUGUGAAACCAGAUUGCCAUUUCACUGGAGUGUGGUUUAUGAGUUAUUUUAUGGCAGGAGUACAGAGAGAUGAUUGAUCACUUAUCUGAAGCUGUCCUGUUUUGAAAGACUGUUCUAUUUCAUCCCUCCUGACCACCAGAAGCGGUCUGGCGGCCACACGGGAGUCAUAGAACUGUAGUUACAGACGUAACUUUUGUUUUCAGUGUGGUUUGUUUGUCCCCUUACAUAGAAAAAUCUAUAUUGUUAGAAAUGUUAUCAAAAUAUUUUUGACCCAACCUCUGCUGAAAACUUUGCCGAAUGUUGUAUUAACAUGUGUGCCCGAGGGGGACGCUUGCUUUGUUUGAGUCUAAGGAUUUUAGUAUUUCUGUAUACUUUCCCUUUAAUACCGGCCUUUAUGGCGUUUUUACUCUUUUAUGCAAGUUGUGUUGCCACUUUCCUCAGUAGCUGACAUUAUGAUGAAGUUGUAUUGUUACUACUGCUGGUAUCUAUUGGGAAACCUGUUUACAUCUAAAUUAGGCAAAAUGUUUCAUCUUUAAGUUAUUUUGAAGGACAAGUUGUGUUAGUGAUAUUUUAAAAACAGCACUUUUAAAGUCAGUGAAAGGAGAGAUUGAAAAUAAAUGGAUAAUCUAAAUAAAAAUGCUUUGUUCAUAAAAUAUUGAUUGGAAUCAAUAGUUUGAAAGAUUUAGUACAAAAAUCAGACAAUUAUUUAAAAUUCAAAGAGUUUGUUGUAUUUUGAGAGGACUACUCUUCUAUGGGAUCUGUUUGACAAUGUGACAGUAGUUUUUCUUCUACCUGGUUUUGAUAUGUUUGAUGUGCAAAUUAUAUUCAAUAAAAAAACUUUGCUAUUAAAUU
Molecule: messenger RNA, 3027 nt
Organism: Periophthalmus magnuspinnatus
Lineage: Eukaryota; Metazoa; Chordata; Actinopteri; Gobiiformes; Gobiidae
Gene: retreg3
Product: reticulophagy regulator family member 3
Exons: 9
Coding region: 346-1818 (490 amino acids)
Biological process (GO): reticulophagy
Source: RefSeq, a predicted model, not a curated record